Messenger RNA from Suillus discolor, 1236 nucleotides. RefSeq lists its product as uncharacterized. Gene Ontology annotation, cellular component: plasma membrane. Gene Ontology annotation, molecular function: monoatomic cation transmembrane transporter activity. Lineage: Eukaryota; Fungi; Basidiomycota; Agaricomycetes; Boletales; Suillaceae. The record is from RefSeq and is a predicted model, not a curated record. Gene Ontology annotation, biological process: monoatomic cation transport. The transcript has 6 exons. The annotation marks the transcript as partial.
CUUAUGACUACCAUAAGCCUCCUAUUCACCGGGGAACUCCUUGACCGUGUAUCACGUUGGCGGGCAAUGAGCACCAUCGAUGAGCUGAUAAUGAUCAUUCCUGUUGUCUUAAAUCUUAAAGGCAACUUAGAAAUGAAUCUUUCUGCUAGAAUGGGAACUGCGGCUAAUAUGGGCGAGCUAGACGACAGGAGCGCACAACGCAAGAUUGUGGGUGGUAAUCUGGCACUAUUACAAGUGCAAGCGACUGUCGUCGCAUUUGUCGCAGCUUGUGUCGCGAUGCUCCUCGGUCUUUUGGUCCCAGAACUAUCUUCGGGUCCUGUAGACCCUUUUCCACAGAACAGCACCCUAUCGCUAACUGCUAGGUUGCCUCGGCCGCCGCCGCCUCUAGGUGGGAAACCGAAGUCUGGUUUGAUCGAAUUCACGAUGGUGGCCUCUUCAGCUAUGAUGUCCGCAUGUCUGUCAAGCAUUGUCCUCGGUUCCUUCAUGUGUUUUCUUGUUAUCAUAUGUCGACGAUAUGGGCAUAAUAUUGCGCCCCCCAUAGCAUCGUGCCUCGGAGACUUGGUCACCCUCAGCCUUCUUGGUGUCAUUUCCUCCAUACUCAUCAACGUCGUCAAUACUCCCAUUCCUCUCAUUUGUGUCAUACUCACUAUUCUCUCCGCCACGGUAUGCGUGUUCCUGGUGAGGCGUAACAACAGCGUCAAGGAUCUGAUCUACCAGGGCUGGGUCCCACUCUUUGGUGCAAUGGUAAUUUCUUGCGCUACUGGUAUUGUGCUUGAUAUGUUUGCCUCUCGUUAUGAAGGAUUCCCUCUUCUUGCCAUCGUUAUCAGUGGGCUUCCUGGCAGCGUUGGGUCUAUAUUUGUUUCCCGACUCUCGACUGCUCUUCAUGCAGCAUCUGCGAACGCAUGCCUGCACAAAAGCGAACCUUCCCCAAAACUUGUCAUGGUUACGUUGACUGUCAUUACAAUUCCCAUAGAGAUCUUGUUCCUCUGUACUCUACGCGCGUUUGGGUGGUUGAAAUUACCCAUCAUAUUUGCGAUAUUAUCAGUAUUAUUUUUUUGUUGUGCAGUCUUCACCUCAUUAGUUGUAGCUCGAUGGUUGACCAAUUUCUUGUGGUCUAAAGGUCGUGACCCUGAUACAUACGCUCUGCCCAUCCACUCUGCCCUGAUGGACCUGAUAGGGCAAUUACUCCUUGUAUUGUGCUUCGAGAUCAUCUCACUUUUGGGCAUGAACUUGUAA